Messenger RNA from Neoarius graeffei (lesser salmon catfish), 4360 nucleotides. It is a transcript of the gene mark2a, whose product is annotated as MAP/microtubule affinity-regulating kinase 2a. The record is from RefSeq and is a predicted model, not a curated record. Gene Ontology annotation, molecular function: ATP binding; tau-protein kinase activity; protein serine/threonine kinase activity. The transcript has 18 exons. Gene Ontology annotation, cellular component: cytoplasm. Gene Ontology annotation, biological process: microtubule cytoskeleton organization; protein phosphorylation; intracellular signal transduction. NCBI's taxonomy places the organism in Eukaryota, Metazoa, Chordata, Actinopteri, Siluriformes, Ariidae. Bases 1090 to 3336 code for a protein of 748 amino acids.
AGAGAGUUGAUUUGACUGGAUUCAUGCUGCUGUGUUGAAGGCGAAUAUCGGAGCUGGGUCCGGGCGCUGCAGUGGCCGCCCAGCACUCGAACUGCUUUCAGUAUUCAUUCGGCUUAGAAUAUUUAUAAAGCUACGAUUUCGGUGAACUCGUCGGUCGAGUAACUGUUCAACCCGCCGACUGUCGGUGCGCGCGAUCAGCUAAUGUUGGUUAGCAACUGGUGUAUAAUAUGAAUUUCAGGCAACGCAGUCGGAGCUGCAGUGCCAAUCAAGGUAUCGGUGAUUAUUAGUCAUACCGAACCGAACCGAUCCUAAUUAACCGGGCUGUCAGGAAUCAGCAAUCCUCACAGGAAGAUCCUAUUCUCUCUGAAUGAGAACAUUAUCUAUCUCUCAGAGCAUUACGGAUUUUUUCCUCCGGAUGUGAGCACCAGCUAGUCGGUUAAGACCAGGCGAUAUCGUCAGUUAGCCUGUUAGCUACCUAGCUAACUGACUUAACCACGCCAAACUUUUUGUCCUUGGCUGCUUGAUCUGAAAUUCACUACAUGUAAUAAUAUAUACAUGUACAUUCUUACAUGAUCCGCCAGCAUUUUCAUAUUUAAGGACCUACUGGAUUUUCUGGCCUAACUUGUCUCAAGUUUCGACUUUUUUUUUUUUUAAAUAGACUCUCUUUUUCUAAAUUGUAUUAGAUAUACACAAAUUCCAUUUUGGUUUUGUGGUACUCCUGGAGGGGGGGAAAAACAAACCAAACAAAACAAUAGCAGACUUGAACACUUAGCCUGCUGUAAAGGUUGCUAGUCAGCUAACAUUAGCAAAGAAAGUGCGCUUUAAAUUUCUAAUCGAAGGAAGGAGGUGUGAUUAUUAAAUCAUUUCUUAAUUUCAACCGGAAAAGGGGAACUUCAUGAACAGGACAAACUAACUAACUAUGACUUGACUAGUCCGGAUUUCCAGCCUUGCGGUGCAAAGCUCGCUAAAGUUAGCUGAUCUGGCAGUGGACUUCGGACACAAAACACCACCACCAUCACUACCACCGAUGUCACUUUGGAUUGAAAUUUUUCGAGCCGUGAACUAGUAAACAAUUCAACAAGACUGAGAAUGACAACACGGACUCCAAUGCUAUCAGUCAUCGAGCAUUCAUCCAGCCAGGCUCACUCCGACUCUAAGGCCGGCGGUCGCUCCAACAUGCCCCGCGGCCGCAACUCGCUGGCCACCGCAGCCGACGAACAGCCGCACAUCGGGAAAUACCGGCUGCUGAAGACCAUCGGAAAAGGGAAUUUCGCAAAGGUCAAACUGGCUCGACAUGUUCUCACUGGCAAAGAGGUGGCUGUAAAAAUCAUAGACAAGACCCAGCUCAACUCCUCCAGUCUCCAGAAGCUCUUUCGGGAAGUGAGGAUCAUGAAGCUGUUGAAUCACCCAAAUAUUGUGAAAUUGUUUGAGGUGAUAGAAACCGAGAAGACACUUUACCUGGUUAUGGAGUACGCCAGCGGAGGAGAGGUGUUCGAUUACCUCGUCGCCCAUGGCAGAAUGAAAGAGAAAGAAGCCAGGGCCAAAUUCAGACAGAUUGUGUCAGCAGUGCAGUACUGUCACCAGAAGUGCAUCGUUCACAGAGACCUGAAGGCUGAAAACCUGCUUCUGGACGCGGACAUGAACAUAAAGAUCGCUGAUUUUGGCUUCAGUAACGAGUUCACGCUGGGCAACAAGCUGGACACGUUUUGUGGCAGCCCCCCGUACGCCGCUCCAGAGCUCUUCCAGGGAAAGAAGUACGACGGGCCAGAAGUGGACGUGUGGAGUUUGGGCGUCAUCCUGUACACGCUGGUCAGCGGCUCGCUGCCUUUUGAUGGGCAGAACCUGAAGGAGCUGCGCGAACGUGUUUUAAGAGGGAAAUACCGAAUCCCGUUCUACAUGUCCACAGACUGUGAGAACUUGCUGAAGAAGUUUCUUAUUCUCAACCCCACUAAAAGAGGAAGCCUUGAGCAGAUCAUGAAGGACCGGUGGAUGAAUGUGGGCUACGAGGAGGAGGAGUUGAUGCCUUACGUUGAGCCGCAGCCCGACUACAAGGACCCCAAGAGGACAGGUCAGCACCCUGGCAAUGCAGGGGGUUGGAAGAGAGAUAUCAUGCUACAAAUGGGAUACGCUCAAGAUGAGAUCCAGGACUCCCUCGUCAACCAGAAAUAUGAUGAAAUCAUGGCAACUUAUCUAUUACUGGACUAUAGGAAUUCAGAGUUGGACGAACUCUCAAUAAAGCCCCGCCCAAGCAUUGACCUCACAAACAACGCCCCAUCACCUUCUCACAAGGUACAACGCAGUACCUCCAACCAGAAGCCACGCCGAUGCACAGACCAAAGUUUGUCUGUGUCGGUUAAGCGCUCUCAGGGCGACAGCAAGAAUGUCGCUGAAGACUACGGGAGGAAAAGCUCAGGCAGCUCCGCUAAAGUUCCCCCAAGCCCGCUUACUACAGUCGACCGAAAGAAAACCCCGACCCCGUCCACCAACAGCAUCCUUUCAACUGGUACGAGUCGUGGGAGAAGCUCUCCAGGUGCUGAGCGAUCGACUCUGGGUGUACAGAAUGGCAAGGACAGCACCGUUCCACAAAGAGUUCCAGUGGUGUCUCCCUCAACCAACAACAUAAGCAACUCCACGGUAGCAGACCGCACCAACUUCCCCAGAGGGGUGACGAGCAGAAGCACUUUCCAUGCAGGCCAGCAGAGAGCCUCACGUGACCAGCACGCCUCAACCUACAACGGGCCCCCGGCCUCCCCGUCGCUGUCUCACGGGAACAGCCAGGUCCGUCGCACUGGUACUGGCAUCUUCAGCAAAUUCACCUCCAAAUUUGUGCGCAGAAAUCUCUCAUUCAGAUUCCCCAGAAGGAGUCCGUAUGAGGGAGAGGGUCGAGAUGAGGCCAGCAGACCCAUGUUGAGCACUGCAGAAAAGCUGGAGAAAGGCACCCAGGGAUCAGCAGGGGAUGAGAACAGGGACUCGGUGUCGUCCUCCUCUCCUGUGUCCAGCACGCCGUCAUCCACACAGUCCUCCAAGGACAUCAAGCCGCGUUCGCUGCGCUUCACCUGGAGCAUGAAGACCACUUCGUCCAUGGAGCCCAACGAGAUGAUGAAGGAGAUCCGGAAAGUUCUGGACUCCAACAGCUGCGAUUACGAGCUGCGCGAACGCUUCAUGCUGCUGUGCAAGUCAGGGAAUCCUUCACGUGAUGACUUUGUUCAAUGGGAGAUGGAAGUGUGCAAGUUGCCCCGCCUCUCCCUCAACGGCGUGCGCUUCAAACGCAUCUCGGGCACCUCCAUCGCCUUCAAGAACAUCGCCUCGAAGAUUGCCAACGAGCUGAAGCUGUGAGCGUUGAAGCAUUAUUUGGGGAAGAAGUUAAUACCGAAUUGUGGCAGAUGUGAGAGCUGUAGCCCAGAUGUGCGUUAGGAGAAGAGUGGCGCCAUCAGAAGUGGGAACAGCGAAGAGUUGAAAGACUGUAAAUGAAGCAGGAUGGUUAGCACAGUCUGGUGGGGGAGGUUGUGUGUGUAUAGAUAUUUUUGAGGGCCACCAUGAUUUUUUUUUUUUUUUUUGUGGGAGGUAUUUCCUUGGUUUGGUUUCUCUGUCCCCAGAUCACUCCCCACCCCAACUGUAUUUUGUUGUCCUCUUUUAUUUGUGACAAUUUUUUGUUUCCAGUUUUGUGGUUUCUCCUUUCUCCUCCGUCAUUUUCUGUUUCAACAGUAUAGUGAUGGAGGAAGGACGUUUCUGUAAUUCUCGAACUGAAAAGUGUUUGCUGGUGGUUUUCUUAUACUACAAACUCGAACCAGCAACUGUCUCAACACGCUGUAAUCCCCAUCUCCAAAGUUACUUGAUUUUCUUACUUCCAGUUCCAAAUUACUGUUUCUGAACAGAGAGGUAAAUUGGUGGUUUUGACACUGAAUGUACAGCACGCUUAGUGACGGGCAACUGAGACUGAAGUACGACGCACAUUUAGUAGAGCCAUAGUGAAGUUUGAAUAUUCACUCAUCUUGCUGUGGUUCACAUUCUCAGCCUCCACACUCACGUGUACAUCCCAGUAACGUGUCGUAUCGGAUCGGAUCUGAUCUGAGAUGGAAGUGCAGACUUGAAUCCUCAGUGCUCUGGAGGUGGAUCAAUCAGAUAUCUCACUGCACUCUAAGCCCAGAUAAUUAGGAUUUUUUUUUUUUUUUCCUCCUGUUCCUGCUGCACGGGUCAUAUUUCAAAAACUAAUUAAGGGCCAAUUAAGUAAUUAUUGGUGGAUUGUAGUGUAAUUAAAAGUUGCUGGUUGGUUUCAAUGUGCUGCACUGGAAUGAGUCUGUUUUGUGUUGCCUUUUUUUCUGGAGAAGAUUAUAUUAUAUGAAUAAAACAGUUGGAUGAU